Molecule: messenger RNA, 9520 nt
Organism: Mya arenaria
Lineage: Eukaryota; Metazoa; Mollusca; Bivalvia; Myida; Myidae
Exons: 3
Coding region: 1-3327 (1108 amino acids)
Source: RefSeq, a predicted model, not a curated record
AUGAUAUUGCAGUGUUUGAUUGAACAGAUCAAUUCAGAUUAUAAAGAGUCAAAAGAACUGUUAGCCGAGAUUUUAAAAUCAGAAUAUUGUCUUCUUCUGCUUGAUGGUUUAGACGAGUGGAAACAUGGUAGCUGUAAGCGUGAUGAACGAAUUCCUCAUGCUGAAACAUGUUGGAUGAAUUGCACAACACUGAUUACAACACGACCAUACAAACUAGCGGAGCUAAAGUUAACCCGCUUAAAGCUUGGCAACCAUGUGAAGAUGCAGGGCGUUCAGUCACCUCGAACACUUGUUCGGAGAGUAAUUCAGGAACUUCAGAAAGACGAAGUAAACAAACGUCCAAAUACCUGCGUUAAAACCCUAAAAAAGAAAGGUCUGUGGCAUUUCAGGGGUAUUCCAAUCGUGCUUGUUCACGUUGUUUGGCUCUGGUUCAGAAACAAACUAAAGGCAAACAUGUCUCAGUCUGAAGUUUACAAGGAAAUAAUAAAAGAACGGUGGUGUGAAAUGGCAGACAAGAAGGAAAUAGAGGACAACGACAUUCCGAAGGAAUUUCUGGAUUCUUUGAGUGAAUUAGCUUUCAGUAAACUGUUGUCAGCAAAUAAGGACGAUUCCAUUGUUUUUGGCAUUAGAGGGGAUCAGUUAAAGAAGGAGUACCAACGGAUGUCUCUUGAAUCUGGCAUCAUGUCUUGCAGUAAUAAAAUAGGUGAAAGAUCCCCGUCUUAUCAAUUUUUACAUAAAACGCUUCAAGAAUACUUGGCAGCAUUGUUUUUAGCGAAUUGCGGAUCCGAUUUGUUCAAACAUUGUCAACACGUUCAGGAAUUAUAUAAAAAUGACAUGGAAGAAGGGGUGCUUAACUUGACUCAGAUGUUUUUGUUUCUAUGUGGCCUGAAUAUAACUGCUGCUGAAGUGUUUUCGAAGACAUUAAAUGAAAUAUUUACUGAAGACAUUGAAAGAACCGGUUAUUCACCUGAAAAAGCAUCGUCCUUCCAGUCCAUGCUACUGAAAGGAUAUGAGGAGGCGGAGAAAAAAGGACACACCGGGAUGGAGCUCAUGCAUCAGCAUAUUGUCUUUCGUGGUUAUCGUGAUUACCUGGAUGUUUAUAAUAAUUACGCUUAUGAUGCCAAUGAUGAUUAUGAUGAUGAUGAUUAUAAUUAUGAUGAUAAUUAUCAUUAUUAUGAUGAUGAUCAUGAUGAUUUUGAUGAAAAAGACCGUUUUGAAAAGCGAAUGACAGACUGCUGCGGUAAAAACAAAUCAAAUAUUGUGUCAUUAAACAUUAAGGAACGUGACAUACCUUCUGUGUUGAUGUACAAGAAAGAUCCAAGUGUUUUGGAUUUAGAGACAUGCAUUAAUCUAAAAUUUCUUCAUUUGAAAAAUGUUACCUGUGAGGACAUAAACCUAUUGAAUUUGAAUGGAUUAUUAGAAUGCGAAAUAAAAUUCAGUCGUAACGUAAGUGCAGUCAAACUGGUAACUUCAAUUUUGUCCUCCAAUAUAACAUGUUUGAAAAAACUCACAUUGAAACCAAUUGAUUUGCCAUGUAAAGCUGAGGACAUCUUCUGCAAACUUCAACGUGUUGAACACCUAAGCGUCGAUGGUUCCAGUCUAUCAAAUAAUUCACAACUCGACCUUGGACAUCUCAAACACCUUAAAGAACUCGCAUUACGUGGUCUUGCUUUCUCUGACGUUGUGAUUCCACAUUUGCUCAAUCUCCACGAGUUAGACGUUAUGUUUAGAACACAUCAAAGGGCACCACAGUUGAUGACGGCGUUACUAGCACAAAGCGACGAUUCUCUCGGUUACAAUAUGGAUGGGCCACUAUCUAACCUAACGCAUGUUAGCUUGAAAAACAUUGUCAUGUCAGCAGGAAUGUUAAGACGGUUCCUUAGUAUGGUGAUACAAACGCGACAUUCUGUGGUAUAUACGUUAUACGACUUCACAAUAGAUUCAGAGGAUGACGUGGGGCAGAUGGAGAUGGAGACGGAGAACCAGCCCGGUCUACAGAUGGUGGGUCCACUGCACGCACCACCUGACUAUAAAACAAAGAUAAUAUUAGUCCAGACGACAGUGUCAGCAGGAAUGUUUACACGUCUCGUUAGAAUGGUGAUACAAGCACGACAUUCUGUGAACUGUAAGUUAAUUUACUUUACAAUAGAGUCAGAGGAGGACGUGAGGCAGAUGGAGGUAGAGACGGACGACCAGCCCGGCCUACAGAUGGUGGGUCCACUGCCCGCACCACCUGACUAUACAACAAAAUUUACAUUUUACAAUAUUACAAUGUCUGCAGGAAUGUUUAAAUGUUUCGUUAGUAUGGUGAUACAAACGCGACAUUCUGUGAACUGUACGUUAGGAGACUGUACAAUAGAGUCAGAGGAAGACGUGAGGCAGAUGGCGGUGGAGAUGGAGAACCAGUUCGGUCUACAGAUGGUGGGUCCACUGCCCGCAUCAUUUGACUAUACAACAGAGAUUACAUUAAAAUUGACGACAGUGUCAGCAGGAAUGUUUAAAAGACUCGUUAGAAUGGUGAUACAAGCGCGACAUUCCGUGAUAUGUACAUUAGAUCACUGUAUAAUAGAGUCAGAGGAGGACGUGAGGCAGAUGGAGGUGAAGAUGGAGAAUCAGCCCGGCAUACAGAUGAUGGCCCCAAUGCCCGGAUCACCUGACUAUACAACAAACAUUACAUUAAGCAAUGCCCGUAUGUCGGCAGGAAUGUUUAAACGUCUCGUAAGUAUGGUGGUACAAGCGCGACAUUCUAUGAUCUGUACGUUAGAUCACUGUAUAAUAGAGUCAGAGGAGGACGUGAGGCAGAUGGCGGUGGAGAUGGAGAACCAGUCCGGCCUACAGAUGGUGGAUCCACUGCCCGCACCACCUGACUUUAGAACAAACAUUAAAUUAAAAUGGACGACCUUGUCAGCAGGAAUGUUUAGACUGUUCGUAAGUAUGGUGGUACAAGCGCGACAUUCUGUGAACUGUACGUUAGCUUACUGUACAAUAGAGUCAGAGGAGGACGUGAGGCAGAUUGGGCUGGAGAUGGAGAACCAGCCCGGCCUACAGAUGGUGGCUCCACUGCCCGCACCACCUGACUAUAGAACAAACAUUACAUUGGAAUUGAUGACCUUGUCAGCAGGAAUGUUUGGACAUUUCGUUAAUAUGGUGAUAAAAGCGCGACAUUCUGUGAACUGUACGUUAAAUGAAUGUACAAUAGAGGGGGACAUAAGGCAGAUAAAGACGGAGAUGGAGAUUCAGCCCCUUAUCAAAGUUAUGGAGUUCAAUGAGAAAACCGAUCGGUGGGGGUCUCGGGAAACAUGGUUCAGUUUUACCGUGAACAUAUAAAGGUUCCGACACUGUGAAGGAAUACAAGGUGGAACCUUUUCAAUAAAUAUGAACUACUUAAGAAAGUUAGCAGGCUAGGAGUAAAAUGUGUUUUAAACAAUGGUAUUUUUCACAAAUGAUGAUUUAUAGCAACUACUAUACGAACUGGUGUGAAGAGGUUCAUCUGUAUAGGCUUAAGCUUGUGAUCAAACAUUAUAUCUAGCAACGUUGCUGUUUUAUGACCAAAAGAAUGUUAAUGUUUAUCGAAAUUGUCUAGUGACAAAGACGCUUGUGAAAAAUAACUAUUGGUGUUCAUUUGCUUUGAAAAAAUAAGUUACCCUCUUAAAGUCAUAAUGAUUCUAAAAAUUUCUGUUUAUAUAUAUAUAUAUAUUUCAAAUUAAAAAGAUUUUAGUAAUGUAAAUAGAGUUUUAUUUAAAUACAUAAGCAUGUCCUUUACUCUUAUGUUUUAAAAAUGACUGUAUAUAAGUAUAUAAAAUUUCAUAUGUUUGAUCGAUACAGUAAUUUCAGAGUACCUUAUUUCUGUUCAUGUUUAGCACGUUAAAGCUCCAGAGUUUAAUGUCGCUAUAUUAUAUAGAUGCAUCUUUUUGAAAUUGCCUUACUCGAUAUAAUAAUUUCAGAAUGCAUUAUUCCUGUAAAGAGAUGUGUAUGUGUUUAUUUUUAUUUGCAUGUUUUGUAAGUUUAAAAUAUUUUGAAGGGACUCCUUCACGUUCUUUAUGGUAAGACAUCAAUAAAUUCACUCCUUGUGAAAUGUGGACAUAUGACUGCUUUAAAUUUAACAAAAACAUCAUCAAAGUUCAAAUAAUAGCUUCCUUUUCAAUAUGUAUAUUAAAGACAUGACAUAAAAUGCUUUGUUUUGUCGAAUAGAAUCAAUGACGCUAUUGAAGAUGUAAUCAUAUUUCAUUUCGGAUAAACAAAAUACUGCUAAAUGAGUGUCUGCCAGUUGCUCUUUGGUGUUCAUCAAAGUAAGUGAAAUGUUUUCAAUCAAUUUUAAGAAAAUUGUUGCCAACAUUAGAUAUGUGAGAGAGUCCCUUCAAAUGCAUUUUUGUUUGUAAAAUUAGUUUUAUUUGUGUAAAUAUAUAUUGUAUGCUAUAGUGGUUUUAGAAUGUAUUAAAUUACUGUUCACAGAGUUUACUGUUCACAGAGUUUCUUUCGAUUAAAGAUGUUCGUUCAUUAUAGUGAUUUGUCUGACAUUUCUUCGUCUGGAAAUGUUUUAAAUGUGUUGUAUCAAACUAUAAUUCUGAAGUUCAUUGUUACUGCUAGUACAGUUUCAUUUGUUUUAAUCAGUAUUGUAAAUUAUGCCGAUUCUAGAGUUCAUCGUGGUUACGAAUAAAGGUUCUUUGGUCUAUUCAAUAGGAUUUUUUUAUUCUUAUAAAUGCCUUUCAUGUGUAAUGACCUAUAAAUCGUAUUUAUUUCGACAAUUCCUUAGUUGUACACGCAUCGUCUGUAACCUGAUAGUUUACACAAAUGACCUACAACAUUUCACACUAAUGACAUACUUCAUUUUACACUACAUUUUACACUAAUGGUAUACUAUAGUUUACACAAAUGACCUACUACAUUUUACACUAAUGACAUACUACAUUUUUCUUUAAUGACCUACUUAAUUUUCACUAAUGAACUACUACAUUUUACACUAAUGACAUACUUCAUUUUACACUACAUUUUACACUAAUGAUAUACUACAUUUUACACUACAUUUUACACUAAUGAACUACUUUAUUUUACACUACAUUUUACACUAAUAAUAUACUACAUUUUACACUACAUUUUACACUAAUGACAUACUUCAUUUUACACUACAUUUUACACUAAUGAUAUACUUCAUUUUACACUAAUGAAAUACUUUAUUUUACACUACAUUUUACACUAAUGAUAUACUACAUUUUACACUACAUUUUACACUAAUGACAUACUUCAUUUUACACUAAUGAACUACUUUAUUUCCAUUUAAUUUGCAUUCAUAUAAAUAUUUAUUUAUUCGGAUUUGUUUUGCUUUGUAGAUACACACAUUUUAUUUGUUGUACAGUACUUUAUUUUCUCAUCAAAAAUAUGAAGAAAAAAAGAAAAUUCAUUGUUAUAUUGUGGGUGAUCGCAAUUUAAAAUCCAAUUGAAUCAAUAAUUUGAUGUAGCUGACUGGAAGGCAUUUUUAUUUGUACAUAUGUUUUGGUUAGCAUUGUCUUGCUUUAUUGGAUGACAGUUCACAUUUUUCUGUUCGAGCAAUUUUGUACAUGUACAUAUUCUAUAAUGUUUAAGCAUAAAUUGUACGCUGAUUUCCAUUCUCACAGUGAGUGUUUGACAUACUGUAUACCCAAGACGUUCGUGUGAAAUUUGUAGUACCAAGGUAUUUGUUUGGCCUACUGUAGACCGAAGAAGUUUGUGUGACAUUCUGUAGACCCAAGCUGUUUGUUUGACAUUAUGUAGACCCAAGGUGUUUGCUUCACAUACUUCAUUUUACCAAAACGGCCUACUUUAUUUCUUUUUGUUUGUAAAUCUUUAUUUAUUCGGAUUAGUUUUUAUAUGUAGAAAGAUGCUCACAGCUUAAUACAUAUAAACAUUUAUCUGUAGUAUAAUGUAUUGCUUUGUCAUCAAAAAUGAAAAUAUAAAAAAAAGGAUCAAUGUCUAUAUUUCUUAUGUUUAUAAUAAUAUUGUUCAUUUAUUAAACUUCGUAGAUGGUACAAUAGCAUAGGUUAAGAGGUGCCUACAAUUAAUUUACUUUUCAUAUGUUUAUAUGUUAAUAAUCACAUUUUUCUUUCAUUGUUCAUUUAUUGAACUUAGUAGAUAGUACAUUAGCAUAAGCUGAAACAUGUCUACACUGUAUUUACUUUUCACGUGUUAAUAAUUAUAUUGUUCAUUUAUAGAACCCGGUAGAUGGAAAAUUAGCUUAAGUUGAGAGGUGUCUACAAUUAUCUACUUUUUACGUGUUAUUAAUUAUAUUGUACAUUUAUUGACCUUCGUAGAUGGAACAUUAACAUAAGUUAAGAGGUGUCUAUAAGGUAUUUACUUUUCACGUGUUAAUAAUAAUAUUGUACAUUUAUUGACCUUCGUAGAUGGAACAUUAGCAUAAGUUAAGAGGUGUCUACAAGGUAUUUACUUUUCACGUGUUAUUAAUUAUAUUGUACAUUUAUUGACCUUCGUAGAUGGAACAUUAACAUAAGUUAAGAGGUGUCUACAAGGCAUUUACUUUUCACGUGUUAAUAAUUAUAUUUUACAUUAAUUUACCUUCGUAGAUGGAACAUUAACAUAAGUUAAGAGGUGUCUACAAGGUAUUUACUUUUCACGUAUUAAUAAUUAUAUUGUACAUUUAUUGACCUUCGUAGAUGGACCAUUAGCAUAAGUUAAGAGGUGUCUACAAGGUGUUUACUUUUCACGUGUUAUUAAUUAAUUAUAUUGUAUAUUCAUUGACCUUCGUAGAUAGAACAUUAGCAUAAGUUAAGAGGUGUCUACAAGGUAUUUACUUUUCACGUGUUAUUAAUUAUAUUGUUCAUUUAUUGACCUUCGUAGAUGGAACAUUAGCAUAUAAAGUUAAGAGGUGUCUACAAGGUGUUUACUUUUCACGUGUUAUUAAUUAAUCAUAUUGUACAUUUAUUGACCUUCGUAGAUGGAACAUUAACAUAAGUUAAGAGGUGUCUACAAGGUAUUUACUUUUCACGUUUUAUUAAUUAUAUUGUUAAUUUAUUGACCUUUGUAGUUGGAAUAUUAGCAUAAGUUAAGAGGUGUCUACAAGGUAUUUACUUUUUACGUGUUAUUUAUUAAUUAUAUUGUACAUUUAUUGACCUCCGUAGAUGGAACAUUAGCAUAAGUUAAGAGGUGUCUAUAAGGUAUUUACUUUUUACUUGUUAUUUAUUAAUUAUAUUGUACAUUUAUUGACCUUCGUAGAUGGAACAUUAGCAUAAGUUAAGAGGUGUCUACAAGGUAUUUACUUUUCACGUGUUAAUAAUAAUAUUGUACAUUUAUUUAUAUUUGUUCAUUAAUUGAACUUAUUCGAUGGUUCAUGAACGUAAACUCAUGGUGUCUUUAAUUUAUUUACUUUUUCACAGUUUAAAAUAAUUUGUUAAUUUACUGAACUAAGUGACGAUACAUUAACGUAAGAUAAUAGUGUCUGCAAUUUAUUUUCUUAUCAAAUUAAAACAAUUACAUAGUUCGAUCACUGUACAUUGUAAUAUUCUUUUAAUAUUUAUAUUUUAUGAUAAUACUUGAAUGCAGCAGUAAAUGAAGAGAGAAUUACUGUAUUUGUAAUAAUAACGAAUUGAUAAGAAGGAGUGAAGAUCAAUCUUGAUGUAAUUGUACUGGACGAGUGGUCAAGUGUUAUGAUUGUGUAACAGUUGUACGCGUAAUGGUAGUAAGUGUAAUACGAGUGGUGACGAAUGGUCAGGUGUUAUGAUUGAGGAACAGUAAUACAUGUAAUGGUAGUAAUUGUACUGGACGAGUGGUCAAGUGUAAUGAUUGUGGAACAGUAAUACGUGUAAUGGCAGUAACUGUAUUUGACGAGUGGUCAAGUGUUAUUAUAAGGGAACAGUAAUACAUGUUAUGGUAGUAAUUGUACUAGACGAAUGGUCAAGUGUAAUGAUUGUGGAACAGUAAUACGUGUAAUGGUAGUUACUGUACUGGACGACUGGUCAAGUGUAAUGAUUGAGGAACAGUAAUACGUGUAAUAGUAGUAAGUGUGAUUGACGAGUGGUCAAGUGUAAUGAUUGUGGAACAGUAAUGCGUGUAAUGGUAGUAGUUGUACUAGACGAGUGGUCAAGUGUAAUGAUUGUGUAACAGUAAUACCCAUAAUUAUUGGUAGUAAUUGUACUAGACGAGUGGUCAAGUGUAAUGAUUGUGGAACAGUAAUACGUGUAAAGUCGACGGAUUGGAUAUUGAUAGUAAAAUCAUUUGUUAUAUAAAUAUGUGUGAUAGAGUAAAGACAAAUUGUUAAUAGUAGAAAAUGUUAGCUUUGAAUGUGGGAGAUGAAUAGUUGUGAAUGAACGUGGAAAUAUGAUAUGAAUGAGUAUUGUUUAAUGUUUAUCGAUAUCCUAGUGUGUUAGUUAAGAUAGUGCGAUGGCAGGGACAUUAACCUUAAAGUGUGUUAAAUAAAUAAGUGCGAUGGAAGGGAAAGUAAUCUUGGGCAUGCUUACGAACAGUCACAAAUAUAAGUUCAGACUCAAUUGACGAACCUGCAAAGAUGUAUUUCAUUAUACCUUAGAUGAUGAUGAAAUCUGAUGUUUUUAUUUUUAGUUUAAUCUGCUCAAUAACCGUUUAUAGAUUAAUUAAAGUCCUUUUCUGAGUCUGAGUCCAGAUUCGGACGUGAGACUGUUCGUAAUCAUGACCCAGGUGAGCGAUUGAAGAAAAACAUCGACGCUGCCUUGUUUUAAAACUGACUUUUGUAAAAAUGAAUAGUUUAACCUCACCGCCUCCAAAAAUUUCAAUGAGAUUGUUCCUAGAGACGAGUAAUCAGAGCGAAUAUGUUGUUCUUCAUAAACAGAGCAAUAUGUUAAGAAAAAAAGUUAAAUCAUAAUUUAUUGAGUUAAACAUACAUCUUACCAUUGUAAACAUACUUCAAUAAAGCGAAAAUGCGGCGUAGAAAUUUCUUUAGGGUUCAUUUAAUGUUUAGAGUACACUUAUUCUUACAUUUUAUGAACUUUUGAUUUCAUUGGCAUAACCUAUAAUUGAACGAAAUGUCUUGACCGCUAAUAUCCGAUGAUCGAUUAUCGAUGAUCGACACUGUAGUUUGCAUGUCGUCCAUCUCAUUUGUCUGUUACGUAGUUUAAAAAAGAAUACACAUGACUGGUCUGCUUUUCCGACUUCUCAGUUGAUUUUAUUUAUGUCUUAUUAAAUAUUAAAAACUAUUAAAAAUUAACCUAGAAAUGGUACGCCUGCGUAUAGUUUUUCCCCGUGAGGAAUAGGUAGAGGGAUUUUUUCAUCUGACUCAUCUUAAUUAAAACAUGGCAUUAUUAACGUUUUCUGACCGUUUUCUCCUUCAUGAAAUGCUGCCUAGUUAGAUUCGUUCCUACUCCAGCCUGCUAACUAAGGUCAUGAAACAAUUCUGAGACCUUACGCUCAGGAGUUCAUCACAUAUCCUGCCCUUCUUACACGUACCAGAUCCACCAUCUCAUUAGAAUGUUUUGAUUCCUUAAUAUUAAAAUACUAUUAUAUGUAUACUUGUUAUUACCAAAUGAUGUAAGAAUGAAAUAAAAAGAAUGAAUGUUUUCAA